CGGGCUUCCAGGGACCAUUUAAAUGCUGCAACUCCAAGAGAUUCACACAGAAGACUGAACACAAUUUGGAACAGCCACCCAGAAGGGGACGACAAUGUCAACACUACCUGUGCCAUACACACAGGCUGUGUCCCUGCGUAUUGGUACUUCUGUGACAAUUAGAGGGAAACCUGUCCAACCUUUCAUCAAUGAACCUCAGCUACAGGUGGAUUUUCACACCGCGAUGGAUGAGCUCUCAGACAUCGCUUUCCAUUUCAAAGUGUACUUUGGCCGUUAUGUGGUCAUGAACAGCUGUGAGAAUGGGGUCUGGAAGCAGGAGCUGAAAUCCAACAAGAUGCCCUUUGAGGAUGGCAAAGAGUUUGAGCUUUGCUUUAGAGUGGUGGACAAUGGGUACCAGAUAAUGGUCAAUGGCCAGUUCUAUUACACCUUUGAAAAUCGACUCCCACGAGAGUCUGUGAAGAUGGUGCAAGUCUGGAGAGAUAUCUCCCUUACUUCAGUGUAUAGCUAGAAUCAAGAGUGACAGCCAGACUCUUCACUUUAAAUAAUUCCUGUUUCUAUGUGGCCAUGGAUUCCCAGAGCUGGCUAACAACAUGAUCUCUCCUGACUUCAGUUCUUACACUUGCUCAUUAAAACUUCAUCAAACUUUACAGAA
This is a messenger RNA of Callithrix jacchus (white-tufted-ear marmoset), 652 nucleotides long. It is a transcript of the gene LGALS10A, whose product is annotated as galectin-10. Gene Ontology annotation, molecular function: carbohydrate binding. The record is from RefSeq and is a predicted model, not a curated record. Lineage: Eukaryota; Metazoa; Chordata; Mammalia; Primates; Cebidae.